GAAGGUUGAUCAUGGCGUCUAGACCAGUGUCUGGAAUUUCAGGACAACUUUCAAUGGCUUUUUAUAUACUUUUUGGAUUAAUUCUGCUGUCGUCAACUGUGAAUGUAUUCGGUGAGCUGAUCUGCGCAUGUACGGAACACUGUCCUGAGCAUGCUCAUAACGAAACAUGCACACCAAAACCAGGCGGCUAUUGUUUUACUCAUGUCCAAGCAUACGAAGAAGGUAGUGAGGGGAAUAAAAUCCCAAUCAAGUCUAUGGGAUGUCUAGGCUCAGGAGAAACGGGGUAUAUGCAAUGUCAGUCUGGUUCCAAAACGGACCAUUCCAUUCCGCGGGAAAUGCAUUGCUGUAACGAUAGAAGUUACUGUAACUUACAUCUAGAGCCUACGUUAGCGCCAACAACUCCAGAGCCGGAAACACCAUCUCCUCCGGUUCCACCAAUUCAUUAUGCCAGGUUACAUCGCAUAGUAUUGUUCAUCUCAGUCACGGUUUGCCUUGUAAUAUUUAUCCUUAUAAGCUGGUGCAUCUACCUCAGGUAUAGACGAAGGGAACAAGUACUGCGUGAAGAUUACGAGGCAGCGAAGCAGAGCGCUCAUCUUAUUCCACCAGGGGAAACGUUAAAAGAAUUGAUUGAGCGCUCGCAGUCCUCAGGCAGUGGAUCUGGUCUUCCUCUACUUGUUCAACGUACUAUUGCCAAGCAAGUUCAGCUGGUGAAGUCCGUCGGGAAAGGGCGGUUUGGUGAGGUAUGGCUAGGAAGGUGGCACGGCGAGCCAAUCGCCGUUAAGAUUUACCAUACGGCCGAGGAAGCUAAUUGGUACAGAGAAACUGAAAUCUACCAAACUGUUGUGAUGCGUCAUGAAAAUAUUCUUGCAUUCAUUGCAGCUGAUAUUAAGGGAACCGGCUCGUGGGCACAAUUUCUAUUAAUUACCGAUUACCAUGAAAACGGUUCACUUUUGACCUACCUUCAGAUGCAUGUACUAGACACUCGUGCAAUGCUGAAGCUCGCACAUUCAGCAGCAUGCGGACUCGCUCACCUGCACACAGAAAUCUUCGGUACAAAAGGAAAGCCGGCCAUUGCUCACCGUGACAUCAAAAGUACAAAUAUUUUAGUAAAACAGAAUGGAACGUGCGUGUUAGGGGACAUGGGGCUGGCUGCUAGAUACUUAUGUGAAACAAACACAAUAGAAAUUGCACCAAACACGCGCAGUGGUACGAGGCGAUACCAAGCACCGGAGGUUCUCGAUGGCAGUCUUAUUGCAGAUUCAUUUGAUGCCUACAAGAUGAUUGAUAUGUACGCAUUUGGUCUGGUACUAUGGGAAAUAGCAAGAAGGUGCAUCUUACAAGGAAUAGUAGAACAGGCUCAGCUUCCCUUCUACGAUUCUGUAGGAUCCGAACCCAACCAUGAUGAGAUGAAACGAGUGGUCUGUACGGAGAAAAGAAGACCGGUUAUUCCCAACAGAUGGAGUUCUGAUGAUUGUUUACGCACAAUAUCAAGGUUGAUGGUGGAGUGUUGGAACCACAAUCCAUCGGCGCGUCUCACAGCUCUGCGUGUUCGUAAGACGCUUUCUAAAAUGCAGGAUAACUACAAUCAACUGAAGAUGUGAGCCAAUAAGAUCGCUGACAAAUUGAACGCUCAGGCAGUCAGAUGAAGCAGAAGUCGCUCAUGACUUGAAGCGGAUUAUACGGGACUAAUCAGGAUUAAUCGCAUUCUGUAAGAUUAUCUUAGUGAUUAGCUCGUCAAACAUUUAAUGUCCAAUCGGUUCAAGAGUUUCUUCAGUUUGCGGACACAUCAUUAAUCUUGCGUAACUACCUUAACUACAAUUAUUGAAAUUGGAGAAAAUCUCAUCUUGUUUUCUUAAGAGUACCUCAAUCUGCUCGAAGAGCAAAAUUAAAUAUUAUGUUGUCAGCUGGACACAUUUAUCGCAGACGUUAUCGCUAAGGAUUCAGGGACGUUAAAAUGCAUGAAUUCAAGGGCGUAUAGUCGCAGCUAGAGAUAAAAACGAGGAACAAAGUAGCAUGGAGAAAUGACUCUGUAAAACAUCUACCAAAACAGAGAGGAAAUAUUUGACUUGUCCUCUUUUGAAGAGGCAGUGGUGGUAGUGUGUGAACCAGAAUUGUACAAAAAAAUUGCAUAUGAUAGACAAGCAGUAAAAUAAUAGAUGUACAGUAACCAGCUAAUAAUCAGUGUUAUAUAUUAUAUAUACUGUCCAAUGAAUGGACAAACUAUUAGUUACAUAGACAAAAUUAUAAUAUGACUUGGAAUAGCUUUAGUACACUUUUUUAAGUACAGUAAAAUUGGAAUAUUGAGUUAGCUCAUGAAGGUGGGUACUAUAGCAGUCACUGUUAUAACCUUAACUAGUUAUAACUAGUUAACCUAGUUAUAACCUUAACUAGUUAAUCUAGUUAUAACCUUAACUAUUUAUAACUAUUUUAACCUAGUUAUAACCAUAACUAGGUUAACAGAUUUUGCAUGGACAAUGGGAAAAUUAUGAUUGAUAUAGUUUUAAUCAAUUCAAUUCUGAAGGUAAUCUUAUUAAAAGAAGAAAAAUGGCAUUACAAUUCACAAAGUAUCGUGUUGUUUGCGAACAGUUAAACAAUUAAUAAGUAAUAAAUAUACAUGAAUUGAUAUUUCUUAUUUUAUUAAGAUAAUGAUAAUCAAUUUAAGAAUGGUCGAGUAUGAUUUAUUACUCAUUUUGAUGAGUAGUGGCUUGAGUAUUUUGUUAGUCUUCCAAUAACCUUUGAGCUAAACAUCGAAUGAUUGUAUUUCCUUCAUUUUGAAAGUCUAUAAGUCAGUAGACUAUGGUAGGGUUACAGGUUGCAAGGCAGUCAAUGUAUAUAAUAUGUAUACAUAAGUAUAUACAAUUCUCCCUCUAAUUAAAGACCUCUCAUAAUAACAGAUGUCUCUUAUCUUUAUUUUUCUAGAGACCAAAGCUGCUAAAGACCAUGGAAACUCAGGUCCCAAAAGUGGUCUUUAGAUGGAGGGAGACCUAUAUGUGUAUAUAUAUUUGUAUGUAUAUAAUAUGUUAAAACUUUGAAACAUAGUUCCCCAAUUCAUAAUAAUUCUAGGAUGUUAUAUAUACCUUGCUUUGUAUAGUAUGGAACAUGGUUCUGCAGAAUCAGAAACCCAACAAUUAUUGCUGCAAAUGAACUGCACUAUAACAACGAAUAGAGCCUAAAUUCAUGAAAUCUGUGGUUGUUUAUUAAUGUUUUAUGAGGGCUCCAGACACAUUCACAAUAACCAGUCUAAAAUGCUUACCUUAAGAAUGUGCUUAUUGUUUUUUCUUAUGUAAAUAGUUUUUAAGUUUGACAAUUUAAAAAGUUUAGGAUGAGUGUUAGAUUUUUUGAGUUAGUAAUAAUCAUGUGUGCUGGCUUACAGAUGGACAGAAUUUAUAUACAGUAACUUGAGACCUCAUUUUUAUGAUGACCUGUUUUUUUUUUUGUUUUUUUUUUUAUAACAUAAUUGGCCAUGUAAUGGUUUUAAAUGACUUGUGUUCUUCCAAUAUUAUCUCUAUAGGGAGACAAAAACUAUAGGGAGAAAAAAAAACCAAACCAAACAUAUUAUAAUUUUAGUGUGUGUCGAAUUGGAUUGAAAGUACACAAACUCAGGAUUGUGUACAGAAUAAUUGUGGGUUAAGAUGUAAAACAAAGUGAAUACAGUAUUGAAAAUCUUCUUGACUUCCAUAUAAAAAUUGCCAAACUAUGACACAGGAGUUUGCUGAUCUUUGUAGAUAGAGGGCGACAUUUUAGUACAGUCAGUUCUUCAGAAAAGUAUUCUAACUGGUAUUAAAUAGUUUUUAUGCUUUACUUUACUUUAUUCACAUGUGUUCAUCAGCGCUUUGUGAAUGAUGCCAGCUUAAGUCUUUAACUAUUGAUUUACAACCUUGAUUUUCUUGCCACUCAGUUCCAUGAUUAUGAAUAUUUCAGAAAUUUUUACUGAGCCUAUUCUACACUGUUUUUUGGAAUUGUCUGUAAUUACAUUACUGACACGUGGAUGCUUUAAAUUCUGUUGACUUAGUUUCUGAGAUGAUUGCUCAAUAUACUCUUCUUCCAUACACGUCAUCUCCAUGCGCAAGUCAUCAUCGCGGCCGUUCCAAGGCAAAGCAACGUAACAAAAUUAUAAUAGCAGUUACCUUGUUUUGCCAUAGGACAUCAAUAUCUGCUUUAAAUUGCUGUAAAAAAUAUUUGCAUGUUCUUAUUCAACUUUCAUGUUGUUGACAAUUACUAUUAACUUCCAUUCAUUAGAGUACGUCAACUGAGAUAGAAAAAAAAAAUUUCAUGUUUUAUAGCUUCGCUAUCAUGCAAGCUCAUUGUGCCAAAGUCCUGGCUAUGCAGACUGUUAAAUUUUUCUUUAAACACGCUCUCCAUUUCCCGCUUUGAAAUAUAUUGAACUAGUAAAACCAAAUGUUUAUAGCUGCUCGUACAAAUGUGUGACAUUAUUAAUGGAUUGUUACAUUGUAUGACAUAAUAGUUGUUAAAAAUACCUAUCAUGAAAAAAUCCGAUAACAGAAAUGUAACCCUAUUCUUUUCAUUUGAUGAAUAUAUUGUGUUGUUAAGCUUCUGGUACUAAACUCAAAAAGAGUUGGAGAUCUUUAUACAUUUAACAUGAGGUAUUUAACUUCACAAAUCAAUCGAAAAAGUGAUUUUUUUUACUCGUAAUGAAUACUCACUAACUACUUAUCAAUUUUUCCAAUACUAAACACUGUGGUUACAUGUACUGCUUGCAUUUCGUAGGCAAGUUUUAAGCCAAAGAAUAUUUUUAGUGUGUUUUCCUUCACAAAUGGUGCAAAAAUGGUAAGCCUCUGGUAUUCAGUUUUUAUAUGUUUUUGCAGUGGCAUCACCGGCAGGGUGCACAGAGAGCACCUUUGCCAGGGGACCCUGGACCUCAUAAUUGGGGAAGGAGUAGUAGGGCCCCCCCCCCACUUGCAAUUCUCAUUUUUACAUCCUUAAAUUGAUUACCUGCCAAUUUAAUUAUCCAUACAAAUAAUACAGCAAUAGUACUAUUAUUAAUUAUACGCCUGUUAAUUGUUGAGAAAAAAAUGUUCUCUUCCUAAUUUCCAGUUGAAUGCUGAUAAUCAGUGGCAGAUACAGAAAUUUUCAAUAAAGGGGUCCCAGGGAGGGUCUGUCACAGAUGGAAGGAGUAUACCGCCUCAGCCCCAGUAUGGUUGGGGUUGAGGUAAGAACAUUUAUGAUUAUGGAAAUGCCACUCUCAAACUCCAUUUUUAUAAAUCCUAAAAAAUAUAGGGGGUCCUGUGCCAAAUGGGCCCUCCUUGAAUCUGCCACUGAAAUACAUAAAUAUACAGAAAGUAUAAACUUACUGAUAGAAUGAUGUUGCUUGCGUAAGAGACAUGAGAAGUGAGAAUUAGGUUAGCAAUUUUGCAGGAUGAGCUUUUUUUUUUUUUUAAGUCUUCUGAAGUUUAAAAAAUUAAACAGAUGUUUUAGUAACAAGAACAAAUCACUUACACCAAAUAUGGAAUGUUUUAAAUGUGGGUAUUUUUUUCUCCUACAGAAUAUAGUAUUGUAGUUGUGUAUGUAGGAUAUAUCUGUGUUAGUGUAAAUAUUAUAAUAGAUUUUUUUCUAGAAAAUAGAACUAAUGUUGUAAAAAGAAAAGUAAUGAAGCUGAAAUUACAUAUAUGGCUUAUUAUUUUAUUUAUACCCUUUAUAUAUAUGCCGCCUUAUUCCCUUGCAUGGUAAUUUUGGAAUACCAUUUCUGUAUUUUUGGUUUUCCAGAUAAAAGCUGUAAAUUAUGUUAAAUAUAGGUUCAUUUUUUUCUACUUUUAUUUAUUAUUGUUAUUUUUGGCAAAUGUUUUAUUUAUUUAGAGGCUUUAAGUUUAGAAAUAAUGUACUUAACUUGGUUGAAAAGUGUAUAUAGUGAGUGAACUGUAUUCAUUGCAAAUUUUGCAUUCAUUAAACAGGGAGAAAAAAGUUUUUCCAUCAUAUAUACAAGAGUAAAUGUUGUGGUAAUUGUUUAUAUUCUUUUGUUAUAAGCAUAGGCAUAGACCAGGGCCGCACCCCUCCCCCAUGAUUGCAAAUCAGUGCCACUAAGUGGGUUAAAAUACUAAAAAUGACCAUUAAGUUUUCAUUGGCCUUCCCCAAUCAAUUUCCCCUUCCCCAAUCAAUUUUUCCCCCUCCCCACACCGACCAAAACCAGCCUCUUCCCCUAAUGUGUGUACACAGGCCUUAAAAACAGUCAAGAUUAGCCGAACAUCUAAAAAGUAAUUGGGAGUUUAAAUAAUUUUAAUUCAACCCAAGGACUAGAGAAUCUCCUUAGUUUAGCAAACACACAUUGAUUACAGUGUGUUGGGCCAACUGAAUUAAGGUAAUUUGACACACGGCAUCUUUUGAAUCUAGGGGCCGAUUUGGAGUACUUGCAAGUCACUGUAGGCCUAAGAAAAUUGUUGAUGGCUUAAAGGAAAUCCCUUCAAGCCAUUGCCAAUAUAACCCCUCCCCAAUUCCAUUUACCAGAUCUGCCUCCUGGAAUUAUAUCUCAGAAAAUGUCUGAAUUUUAAAACACAUGUUGACUCGAAAGAAUGAUGAUUUAGCAACCAUUUUAUAUAUUACAAAAUAUAUAAUUUUAUUCUCGGACUUCUGUGCUUGUUAAUGUACUGUACUCUGUUCAGAUAUACUAUUACAUUGACUAUUGUAUGAUAUGGUUGACUGUAAACUUGUUGAUAUUCAUGUUAUUUUUUCCGGUAUUUUCAUCUAUAUCUACGAAUUCCUGUAUUUAAAUAUUAGCUUAUGAAAUUUAAGGGAGUGAUGUUAAUUCUUCUAACUUUUUUAUGUAUAUUAAUAGAUAAUAAUGUUAUUAUCUAUUGUUAAUAUAAUUAAAUGCCAUUUUGUAAUUUCUAUUUUAUUUAGUGUUGUAGGUACAUCCUCCUUAUUUUGUUAUUCUUACCGUAAGGACAUACAGUAAAUACCUUGUACUUAAUAGUUUAAAUAUUAUUAUUUAAUAUUUCGUGUAUUAUUUGAUUUACAAAUGUAUAGAGGGGCAAGAAUUUCUCCAUAUGUAAUUGGUCGAAAUUAUAUCGAUAUGGUCAUCAAUGUUGAUGAACGUUUGAAAACGUCUUCACUGUCAUAGUCAUACUGCCCUCAUGGGACUAGCUCCAAGAUAGGAAUGAGUUUUCCAUAAAAUCGCUACACUGUCGGUACAGUGUUUCACUAGAAUCAUUAAACUGCGUAGCAGUCCCCGACAGUCCCGUCCCUGACGCAAUCGGGAAGGCACCAUAUUUGAUACCAACCAAUCGGCGGUGCCAAAGUAUGUCGGCACUAGCAAGUAGCAAUUUUAUGUGAAUCAGACAAAUUCUUUUUUGCUUUGUUUUGUUUUUUAAAGGGGUGGGGGAAGGGCGGGGAUCAUGUUUUUGCAUUAUUAUAUAUCUAUGCUUCAUUUUAUUGGAAUGUUCGCAUCAGAGAAUACCAGCUGUGUCACUGCCAUUUUGGUUAACACCGAUAGUAUUCUUUGUGUUUUAUAACAUUUGCUGAAAGAAAGUUAUUAUUAUUUUAUUAUUAUUAUUAUUAUUAUUAUUAUUAUCAUAGAUUUACUUGACAUAUUUUAUAUUUUAUAAUUCUACUUAUUUUCUUUCCUUAGUCUUUUGUUUACACCCAUUAUACAGUCUGGUAAAUGUAUUGUUUAAAAGGAAAGGGAUUAAUAAAAUAUACAGUUUUUACCAUAUGUUUUGAUUAGAUAGGAAUAUAUAUACCCUCUGUGGUGGAAUAUGGAAAAACAAAAGAAAAUUCAAUUUAAAAAUGUAUAAUUUUUCUUUUAAAUGAAUUAAAUAUAAUGCUAAAUAACUUCCAAAAACGUUAAUCAAAAUCAUUUUAUUUUCACUGAUUUACAGACUUUUACUACAAAAAUCCUUUAAAUUGAUUACCAGUCAAUUAGAGGAUUUAGGCCUAUGUAAAAGAAUAUCGGUUAAAGUUUCUCUAUUAUAUCUGUUGAAUGGCGAGGAUUUUUGUUUACUCUAAUGUUCAAUUAAUGACUUAUUAUGCAUACAAAGUAAACAAGACCGUAUAUAGGCUUAUGUUAAGUAUUCAGACGCGGAUCUAUAUGCAUACACACCUGCUCUAUAUAUAAAUAACGAUCACCAAAUUAUACGAUUAAAAAAAAAUCUGUACUUAAAAA
Anneissia japonica is the source of this 8113-nucleotide messenger RNA. Its product is annotated as bone morphogenetic protein receptor type-1B-like. The record is from RefSeq and is a predicted model, not a curated record. Gene Ontology annotation, biological process: BMP signaling pathway; protein phosphorylation; dorsal/ventral pattern formation. Gene Ontology annotation, cellular component: signaling receptor complex; plasma membrane. The transcript is spliced from 10 exons. Gene Ontology annotation, molecular function: transforming growth factor beta receptor activity, type I; ATP binding; SMAD binding. NCBI's taxonomy places the organism in Eukaryota, Metazoa, Echinodermata, Crinoidea, Comatulida, Comatulidae. Bases 12 to 1601 code for a protein of 529 amino acids.